This is a messenger RNA of Epithele typhae, 2850 nucleotides long. RefSeq lists its product as uncharacterized. The transcript is spliced from 3 exons. The coding region runs from base 1 to 2850 and encodes 949 amino acids. The record is from RefSeq and is a predicted model, not a curated record. Lineage: Eukaryota; Fungi; Basidiomycota; Agaricomycetes; Polyporales; Epitheliaceae.
AUGUCGACCAACGCGUCCCGCAGACUGUCCGCCGUCCCCCGCCCCCCUCCCACCCCCGCAGACUCCGGCGACGACCUCCAGGACGCAGACGUCUCCUCCGUCUCCUCCAGUGGCAGCUUCAUGGCCACCGUCCGCGCACGCAAGGCCCGCCGUCGCUGGACUGCCCCCGCCCCCGCCCCCGCCCCCGCCCCCUCUGCGCGCGUCCACCCGACCUCGCGUGUCCCAGCGCCCAUCCGCACCGAUCUCAGCCCCUGUAGGUCCAACCUGGAGCGCGGUCCCAACAUGUCUCCACUCACCGAGGGCACGGUUUCGUCUGCGUGGUCCACACCCCUCCACACCCCCGAUCUUGCCGACUGGACAACUUCCAUGGGCAAUUAUGGCGGACACUCACUCCUUCUGGAUCAUCCCAUCCCUCCUCGCUCCCCCACUUCACCCACUUCACUCACUUCAGCCGCUCGUUUCAGUCACCCUCCGCCCCCUCGCACUCCCACCGGCUCGCCUGCACACCAUCCACGUCUCUCGUCCUCGGGUUCUCGCGACCUUCGCUUUCCGUCCCCCCACCUCGACCCUCCCCUCCUCAACUUCAUGCCUGGCCUUCCUCCGCUCAAGCUUCCUCUCGCCGACAUCUCCGCCCAGGUGGACACCCAGGAGUACCACAGCCCCCCUUCCCCUGCCUCCGACGCUUAUUCCACCACGUCCCUCUUCGCCAUCUCCCCCCAACACCUCAGCCACACGCCCUCUGAUGCCGAUCCUCCCCGCUUCAACGUCCUCCCAGCGGAUCCGGCAGAAGAGGUCGCCCCCCAGUCCUACCUCCCGGCAUUCUCUCCCCAAUCGGUCACCGGCAUCUACUCUCCCACUACCCCGGACGUCUCUGGAAGCGAUUCCCCUAUCCUCCCCACCGGCACCGUCGCUCACAUCGCGGACCGUAGCCGUCCCGAGUCGGUUCGCUCCGCCUACAUGGACCCGGACAUCGACGCGUUCGCGCUCGCGACUGCGGUCGCCGGCUCCAACCACUCGUCAUUUGACCUCCCAUCGUCGGUGGUCUCCGUGGCGGUGCUCCCCGCGGUGUCCUCGGGCUUGCCUUCGCCUGAGCUCCCUCGUCCGAUGAACUUGAGGACGGAGUCAGGAGUCGCGUCCACUGUUCAUGUCACACGCGAUGUUUCAUCCGCCGCAGCGGAAGUUCUUAGACGGGGUAGCGCCGAUCACGAUCGCACCUCCCGGCGGCACUCGACUCCUGAGCCUAGCUCAUGGUACAGUCCCAACAUGGAGCCUCUCCACACGAUCACCAGCCGUGUGGACGUGGAUGUGGACAACCAGCUUGCGUCAGGGCAACAGAGCCGACAAAAGCAGCCUGUUUUUGACUCGGUGCGCAAGAUCGGUUCUCGCAUCCGUGGCCUCUUCAAGUCCAAGGCGGAGAGCAAGAUCAAACGCAAGGAUGCCGAUACCCAACCGGAGUUUGGCAUGAUGACUCGGACUACCGCCGUGACCAAUGUCGAAUACCAAUCUGAGCAUCCUAUACCCUCUCCUAGCCCGGUGGCUAAGCUCAAUCCCUAUCGUCGUCGUCGCUCGUUACCCCCACCCGCCCUCACCGAUACCCUGGCGCCUGUACCGAGCAGCUCCUCUAUGUUUACCUGGGCUCAUUCCUUGUCCGCACCUGUAUCGCAGUCCAAGUCCAGCCUUCCCAAACCUCAGGUCCCCACUGUCGACCAACGUCCUACACAAUCACUGGACGAUCCCUCUCGCUCGCCGCAUACUCCCAAACCUCGUAGGGAUAGGACAAACACCAACGGCAGCGAGCGCACUAGGGGUUCGCUUUUCUCGCUCACCCCUACCGCCGCGAAGCCGGAGUUUAGCUCUGUCCGGUCGACCACUGCUCGCGUCCAACCCGCCCCAGGCUCACGCCUCGCGGAACUUUUCCAGGACAGCGCCUUUUCCAUCACGACUGAGCCAGAAUCAUUUUGGGGGGACGAGCUGCCAGUCGUUCAAGUUGCCGAAACAAAUGCGGAAGAACACCCAGCAAAUUCGUUGGACUUGAGCGCCCCGUUCUCAGAGCACAAGAGGAUGGAGACAGCCCCCUCACAGACGGCACCGAAAUCACAGGCGGCGGUCGACAUGGAGCAGUCUGCAGCAAACGACAAGCGAUCCCGACGGUUCUCCCUCUCCUCACUCAUUAGCAAGCGGUCUUCGCGAAGCGGGCCUUCAAUGUCUACUGACUCGAAAAAGGGCCGCCAGCGCUCUCGUACCAGUGUCAUUAUCCCCGCCGUCCCACCUCUCCCUGCGGACAAGUUCGCCGGCCUGUCUACGUCACUACUGUCACCUCCCGACUCCCGGGUCUCUGUCCUGAGCUCCGGCGCCGAGUCAACAUAUUUUGACGCCCCAGACCACCCACACGACGAGUCCGACCUCGAGAGCAUGAGCUUCGCACGCAUGUACGGCUCCACGACCAACGGCUCUUUCAUGAGCCUCGGCUCGAGCACGGACCGUGAGCGGCCCUCGGACCAUGGCGGUAGCGGGCGGCGCGAAGCGAGCGAGGCCUCGACGGCGACGGCGACAUCGAGCCAAUCGCAACCACAGUCGCUCUUUGCCCGCGCGACGCACGGGCGCGCACGCCGCGUCUCUGCGGUCGCGCAGCUCGUCGGGGAGAGCGAGAGCGCCCCGGUAACAAAGACGCUCCGGUUCUCGCCUGGGGGGAGCUUCGGCGGGAAGGAGGCCGAGGACGCGGACGCGGACGCGGGCAGCCUCGUGGGGAGCAUGCGCGGCCUGGAGCGCGAGGAGGACGCGGGCUUUAUGCACGCGCUCGGGUUCGAGUACGACGAGAUUGUGCGCCGGGUGCGAGAGGGCUCCAUCUGA